Molecule: messenger RNA, 7148 nt
Organism: Lactuca saligna
Lineage: Eukaryota; Viridiplantae; Streptophyta; Magnoliopsida; Asterales; Asteraceae
Source: the annotation of a GenBank genome assembly
AAGGUGUAGUUUAGGAGUAGGUUAGAUUUGCCGUUUCAAAAAAAAAAAAAAAAGUAUUUAAAAUCUCAUAUUCAAUUAAUUUCUUUAAGAAAGACUAGACGCUGGCUCAUAAAAAUUGUCAAAACUUAAAAGGAGGAAAACACCUACAAAAGUCAAACUUGACAUUUAGGUUUAUUCCUAUAAGAGGGACAAAAUAGUAAACUGGUCUCAUACCAUGUGAUGACGACAAAAGGCGCCCAACUGUGAAUAAACAAAUCCCUUGAAAGCUCUCAUCCACCAUUUUCCAGCUUUUAGCAACUUUCAAGGACUCAUUUAUUGAUACUGACACACAAAUCUCUUAUUUUCCUGAAUUCAACCACAUAUUUAUAAUUCUUAUCUACCCAUUUUUGCUCACAAUCUCUUCACAUGUUAGUUCACAUAACAUUUCCUUCUCUCUGAAACUGAUUAUAAGCUUAUAUUCUUCUUUACCAUGUCCAUGAGAAAAGCUUAAAAACGAAAACCCAAACCAUUCAUGGCAGCUUUGAAUCUGCUCUUUUACAUUGCGUUUCUUUCUUUACUGCCAUUAGAGACCACAUCGACAUCAACAAUACAAGCACAAGCUCUUAUAAGAUGGAAGCGUACCUUAUCAUCAACUUCUGAUGAUGAUGAUGAUGCUUUACUGGAUUCAUGGUCUUCGAGAAACAUUCAGAAACUCUGCAACUGGACUGGUAUUGUCUGCAAUGAAGGUGGUCUGGUUUCCAAAAUUACCCUCCAAGAUUCAUCUCUCUCUGGAACGCUAACAGAGUUUGAGUUUUCUUCAUUCCCAAAUCUUACCCACUUGGAUAUAAGCAAUAACGAUGUCAGUGGGUCGAUUCCAUCCGCCAUUGGCAACCUCACCAGCAUCAUGUUCUUGGAUUUGAGCUCAAAUGGUUUCGAAGAUGAAAUCCCAUCUGAGAUUGGAAGGCUAACACAGUUGAGGUAUCUGAAUCUUAAUGACAAUAAUCUGAAUGGUGUUAUUCCGUUUCAGAUCAGCAAUCUUCAAAAGGUAUGGUACUUGAAUCUUGGAGGGAAUUACUUGACUAAUCCAAACUGGUCUGACUUUUCAAGUAUGCCAGCUUUGACUUUUCUUAACUUCUACCUCAAUAAUCUUGACAAUGGCUUCCCCGAUUUCAUUCUCCAGUGCAAGAAGUUGACUUUUCUUGAUUUGUCAAUAAACCAAUUCAAUGGCUCAUUACCUGAAUCCUUAUUCACCAAUCUCAACAAGCUUGAAUACUUUAAUGUCUCUGAUAAUUUGUUUCAAGGUCCAUUGUCAAAGGGGUUCUACAAUCUUACUAAAUUGAAAGAUCUUAAAUUAGGAAACAACCAAUUCUCAGGUCCAAUCUUGAAAGAUUUGGAUUUGAUGCCGAAUCUUGAAGUCAUUGAAUUGUUUGGUAAUUCAUUUCAUGGAGAGAUUCCUUCUUCUAUCGGUUACCUUCGAAAUCUUCGGUACCUUGAUCUUCACUCAAAUAACCUCAAUUCUUCGAUUCCGUCUGAGAUUGGAUUCUGUUCUAAUCUCACCUUCUUGGCUCUCGCCGGAAACUCGUUUUCCGGUGAAUUGCCUUUCUCUUUGUCAAAUCUGACCCGGAUUUCUGAUCUUGGUCUCUCGGAAAACAAUUUUUCGGGUGAAAUUUCUUCUGAUUUCAUCAGCAAUUGGACCCAAAUGGUUUCCUUGCAGGUUCAAAACAAUCUCUUCUCUGGGAAAAUCCCACAGGAGAUUGGCCUCUUGUCAAAUCUGAGUGUUCUCUUUCUGUAUAAUAACAGCUUCACAGGCCCCAUUCCUAUGGAGAUUGGGAACUUGGAGAAUCUUAGGAGUUUGGAUCUUUCAGACAAUCAGAUAUCGGGUUCAAUACCUUCCACGAUUGGAAACUUGGUUAAACUUGAAGAUAUGCAGCUUUUUUCUAAUGAUCUCAAUGGAACAAUUCCACCGGAGAUUGGAAACUUGACUUCUUUGGUCAAACUUGACUUGAACACAAACCGGUUGAGUGGCGAGUUGCCUAACACUCUCUCCAAACUUUCAAAUUUGAUGGUUCUUUCGCUUUUUAGCAAUGGGUUUUCAGGUGGUAUUCCUGCAGAUUUAGGCAAGAGCAAUCUUGUUUUGACAAAUGUGAGCUUUUCAAACAACAGUUUCACUGGAGAACUACCGGCUGAACUGUGCAGUGGCUUUCAGUUUGAUCAGUUCACUGUGAAUGGAAACAAAUUCACGGGAAUAUUACCAGAUUGCUUAAGGAACUGCACGGGUCUACGUCGCAUUAGGCUGGAUGGUAACCACUUCUCUGGUGACAUUUCACAAACACUUGGUGUGCACCCAAAUCUCACAUACAUCAAUCUCCGUGACAAUCAGUUUACCGGUGAAAUCAAUCCCCAGUUGGGAAAAUUACAAGACCUAACCAAUCUGGAGUUGGGAAGAAACAGAAUCUCAGGGAAAAUUCCGCCUGAGCUUGGAGACUUGCUAGAGUUAAGUGUUCUAAGCCUCGAAUGGAACCAACUUACAGGCGAAAUCCCAAGUGAAUUGGACAAAUUAAACAAUUUGUUCAAUCUCAAUCUCAGCAACAAUCAGUUAAGUGGACAAAUCCCUCCAGCCUUCGGCAACUUAACCAACCUCCAAGCUCUCGAUUUAUCUAGCAACGAUCUGAAUGGAAACAUACCAACAACAAUUGGGAAUUGUGUAAGGUUAUCAAGCUUGAAUUUGAGCAACAAUGAUUUGUCAGGAGAAGUGCCUUAUCAGAUCGGAAACUUGUUCGGAUUGCGGUAUGUGUUGGAUCUUAGCAGCAAUUCAUUCUCCGGCAGAAUUCCUCAAGAUCUGGCGAAGCUCAACACACUCCAGAAUCUUAAUCUUUCUCAUAACCAUUUCUCAGGUCGAAUUCCUCCAGGGAUAUCUACUUCCAUGAUUAGCUUGCAAUCAAUCGAUCUCUCGCACAACAAUUUGUCAGGACCAAUCCCGAACGACGGUGUAUUCAAACAGGCACCGGCAGAAUCCUUUACCGGAAAUCCGUAUCUGUGUGGAUCAGAAAAUGGAUAUCUUCCUUGUGACGGCAGCGCUUCAUCGAAAAAAUCCGGAAAUAAGAAACUGCUUAUCGCAGUUCUUGUACCGGCGGUCACUUUCGUCUUCAUGGCAACAACGAUUGCUAUCUUCUGUAUAAUCAUUCGAAGAAGAUCAAAACGUAUCGACGAAGAGAUCAAAAGUACCACAACAAUUGGAAAUUCCGAAACAGUUAUUUGGGAAAGAGACGGCAGAUUUACGUUCGGAGACAUCGUGAAAGCAACCGGAAACUUCAACGAGAUGUAUUGCAUCGGAAGAGGGGGAUUCGGGAGUGUGUAUAAAGCGAAGCUACCAACCGGACAGAUAGUGGCGGUGAAACGUCUGCACGUGUCGGAUUCCGACGAUGUUCCGGCGAUAAACAAGAAAAGCUUCGAGAACGAAAUACGUGCCCUAACGGAAGUCCGUCAUCGGAAUAUCAUCAAACUCUACGGAUACUGUUGUAGGGAAGGCGGGAUGCAUUUAGUAUAUGAAUACUUAGAAAAGGGUAGUUUGGGAAAAGUACUCUACGAAGAAGGAAGGGCAAUAUCAGAAUUAGACUGGAUUACUAGGGUUAAAAUCGUCCAAGGACUCGCACAUGCAUUAGCCUACUUGCACCACGACUGCAAUCCUCCGGUUGUACAUCGGGAUGUCUCGUCAAACAAUAUUUUGCUCGAGUCCGAGAUGAUCCCCCGACUGUCUGAUUUUGGGACAGCCAAAUUGUUGAACCCGGACUCGAGUAACUGGACCGGAGUUGCUGGAUCAUAUGGUUACAUGGCACCAGAACUUGCACUCACAAUGAGGGUUACAGAGAAAUGUGAUGUCUACAGCUUUGGAGUCGUAUCAUUUGAGAUUAUGAUGGGAAGACAUCCUGGAGAGCUUUUGUCAUCUUUGCAAUCAUCAAAUAGGAUCUCUACAUCUCAAGAUAAUUCAAAUAUGUUGUUGAAAGACGUCCUUGAUCAGAGACUCCUGCCUCCUAAUGAUAGUGUCGCCGAACAAGUGGUGUCUGUGCUUAAUUUUGCUCUAGCGUGUACACGAUUAGCACCCGAGUCAAGACCUUCGAUGCGUACUAUUGCACAAGAAUUAUCGGCUAGUACUCAACCUUAGAUUCCUUCUUCUAUCGGUUACCUUCGAAAUCUUCGGUACCUUGAUCUUCACUCAAAUAACCUCAAUUCUUCGAUUCCGUCUGAGAUUGGAUUCUGUUCUAAUCUCACCUUCUUGGCUCUCGCCGGAAACUCGUUUUCCGGUGAAUUGCCUUUCUCUUUGUCAAAUCUGACCCGGAUUUCUGAUCUUGGUCUCUCGGAAAACAAUUUUUCGGGUGAAAUUUCUUCUGAUUUCAUCAGCAAUUGGACCCAAAUGGUUUCCUUGCAGGUUCAAAACAAUCUCUUCUCUGGGAAAAUCCCACAGGAGAUUGGCCUCUUGUCAAAUCUGAGUGUUCUCUUUCUGUAUAAUAACAGCUUCACAGGCCCCAUUCCUAUGGAGAUUGGGAACUUGGAGAAUCUUAGGAGUUUGGAUCUUUCAGACAAUCAGAUAUCGGGUUCAAUACCUUCCACGAUUGGAAACUUGGUUAAACUUGAAGAUAUGCAGCUUUUUUCUAAUGAUCUCAAUGGAACAAUUCCACCGGAGAUUGGAAACUUGACUUCUUUGGUCAAACUUGACUUGAACACAAACCGGUUGAGUGGCGAGUUGCCUAACACUCUCUCCAAACUUUCAAAUUUGAUGGUUCUUUCGCUUUUUAGCAAUGGGUUUUCAGGUGGUAUUCCUGCAGAUUUAGGCAAGAGCAAUCUUGUUUUGACAAAUGUGAGCUUUUCAAACAACAGUUUCACUGGAGAACUACCGGCUGAACUGUGCAGUGGCUUUCAGUUUGAUCAGUUCACUGUGAAUGGAAACAAAUUCACGGGAAUAUUACCAGAUUGCUUAAGGAACUGCACGGGUCUACGUCGCAUUAGGCUGGAUGGUAACCACUUCUCUGGUGACAUUUCACAAACACUUGGUGUGCACCCAAAUCUCACAUACAUCAAUCUCCGUGACAAUCAGUUUACCGGUGAAAUCAAUCCCCAGUUGGGAAAAUUACAAGACCUAACCAAUCUGGAGUUGGGAAGAAACAGAAUCUCAGGGAAAAUUCCGCCUGAGCUUGGAGACUUGCUAGAGUUAAGUGUUCUAAGCCUCGAAUGGAACCAACUUACAGGCGAAAUCCCAAGUGAAUUGGACAAAUUAAACAAUUUGUUCAAUCUCAAUCUCAGCAACAAUCAGUUAAGUGGACAAAUCCCUCCAGCCUUCGGCAACUUAACCAACCUCCAAGCUCUCGAUUUAUCUAGCAACGAUCUGAAUGGAAACAUACCAACAACAAUUGGGAAUUGUGUAAGGUUAUCAAGCUUGAAUUUGAGCAACAAUGAUUUGUCAGGAGAAGUGCCUUAUCAGAUCGGAAACUUGUUCGGAUUGCGGUAUGUGUUGGAUCUUAGCAGCAAUUCAUUCUCCGGCAGAAUUCCUCAAGAUCUGGCGAAGCUCAACACACUCCAGAAUCUUAAUCUUUCUCAUAACCAUUUCUCAGGUCGAAUUCCUCCAGGGAUAUCUACUUCCAUGAUUAGCUUGCAAUCAAUCGAUCUCUCGCACAACAAUUUGUCAGGACCAAUCCCGAACGACGGUGUAUUCAAACAGGCACCGGCAGAAUCCUUUACCGGAAAUCCGUAUCUGUGUGGAUCAGAAAAUGGAUAUCUUCCUUGUGACGGCAGCGCUUCAUCGAAAAAAUCCGGAAAUAAGAAACUGCUUAUCGCAGUUCUUGUACCGGCGGUCACUUUCGUCUUCAUGGCAACAACGAUUGCUAUCUUCUGUAUAAUCAUUCGAAGAAGAUCAAAACGUAUCGACGAAGAGAUCAAAAGUACCACAACAAUUGGAAAUUCCGAAACAGUUAUUUGGGAAAGAGACGGCAGAUUUACGUUCGGAGACAUCGUGAAAGCAACCGGAAACUUCAACGAGAUGUAUUGCAUCGGAAGAGGGGGAUUCGGGAGUGUGUAUAAAGCGAAGCUACCAACCGGACAGAUAGUGGCGGUGAAACGUCUGCACGUGUCGGAUUCCGACGAUGUUCCGGCGAUAAACAAGAAAAGCUUCGAGAACGAAAUACGUGCCCUAACGGAAGUCCGUCAUCGGAAUAUCAUCAAACUCUACGGAUACUGUUGUAGGGAAGGCGGGAUGCAUUUAGUAUAUGAAUACUUAGAAAAGGGUAGUUUGGGAAAAGUACUCUACGAAGAAGGAAGGGCAAUAUCAGAAUUAGACUGGAUUACUAGGGUUAAAAUCGUCCAAGGACUCGCACAUGCAUUAGCCUACUUGCACCACGACUGCAAUCCUCCGGUUGUACAUCGGGAUGUCUCGUCAAACAAUAUUUUGCUCGAGUCCGAGAUGAUCCCCCGACUGUCUGAUUUUGGGACAGCCAAAUUGUUGAACCCGGACUCGAGUAACUGGACCGGAGUUGCUGGAUCAUAUGGUUACAUGGCACCAGAACUUGCACUCACAAUGAGGGUUACAGAGAAAUGUGAUGUCUACAGCUUUGGAGUCGUAUCAUUUGAGAUUAUGAUGGGAAGACAUCCUGGAGAGCUUUUGUCAUCUUUGCAAUCAUCAAAUAGGAUCUCUACAUCUCAAGAUAAUUCAAAUAUGUUGUUGAAAGACGUCCUUGAUCAGAGACUCCUGCCUCCUAAUGAUAGUGUCGCCGAACAAGUGGUGUCUGUGCUUAAUUUUGCUCUAGCGUGUACACGAUUAGCACCCGAGUCAAGACCUUCGAUGCGUACUAUUGCACAAGAAUUAUCGGCUAGUACUCAACCUUGUAUAAUUGAACCAUUAGACCAAAUUAGAAUCGACAAGUUAUCAAGUUUCCAAAAAUAGAAAGAAACUAUUUUUUUAAGAUCAUUUCACGUAUCAUUAAACAAGCAGUGAAAUUUAAAUAAUCUAUUGUAUAGUCCUAGUUGUAAAUUUGAUACAUGUAUUUUUUGGGGUAAAUCGAUGUUCUAGGAAAAUUUCAAUUUAGUUGUUUAUGGGCGAACGCAAUCCAUCAACUUAGUAUAUGAUCUUUGCAAAAGUCAUCCAUAAACUUAGUAUGUGAAACCAACCUAACACUUACCAG